Messenger RNA from Lemur catta (Ring-tailed lemur), 3677 nucleotides. It is a transcript of the gene XPC, whose product is annotated as XPC complex subunit, DNA damage recognition and repair factor. Gene Ontology annotation, molecular function: single-stranded DNA binding; damaged DNA binding. Gene Ontology annotation, cellular component: XPC complex; cytoplasm; nucleus. Gene Ontology annotation, biological process: nucleotide-excision repair; mismatch repair. Lineage: Eukaryota; Metazoa; Chordata; Mammalia; Primates; Lemuridae. The record is from RefSeq and is a predicted model, not a curated record.
AUGGCUCGCAGGCGCGCGGCGGGCGGGCGGCCGCGGGAGCGCGAGCCGCGCAGGCGGAAGGCCGAGGGCGGCCGCGCGGCGCCGUGCGAGGGGGACGCGGGUGACAGCGCCGCCGGGCCGGGCUCCGCGGGCAGACGCCGCCGGAGGGCGGAGGAGGCCGGACGCGGAGAUGUCUCGGAAGAUGAGAAGCCCCCAGAGAAGAGCCUGCCCUCCAGGGCUUCCCGCGGGAAGAGGAAGAGAGGCUGCAGCCAUCCCGAGCCCUCAGCAGAGGGUCCUACGAAAAAGAAAGUGGCCAAGGCGUCGGCGAAAUCUAAGAAGGUCAAGGUCGUGAAGGAGGAAGGCCCCAGCGACGGGGAAGAUUUCAGGGACCUUCCGAGUGAACGCAAGAGGACACGCCACCCAAAGAGAGGGGCUCCCGCGGACAAAGGCAGUGACAAAGGAGAGGAUGAGGAGGAAAGCGAAGAUGACUGGGAAGAGGUCGAAGAACUGAGCGAGCCUGGGCCAGGUGACGCGGGGGAACAUGCCACCUCCUCUCAGUCUCUUCUGCCUGUGACCCCGGUGGAGAUCGAGAUUGAAACGCCGGAGCAGGCGAAGACCAGAGAAAGGAGGGAGAAGGUGAAGGCCGAGUUUGAGACGCAUCUGCGGAGAGUGAUGAAGCGCUUCAGCAAAGAAGUCCACGAGGACACACACAAGGUCCACCUGCUGUGCCUGCUGGCCAACGGCUUCCACCGCAGCAGCGUCUGCAGCCGGCCGGGCCUGCGUGCCCUGGGCCUCUCCCUCGUGCCCCCGCGCUUCGCCACGGUACCGCCGGGGGACGCGGACGCCUGCUACCUCUCCAGCCUGCUCCAGUGGUUCGUGGGAACGUUUACGGUCAACCCCGAGCUGUCGGCCAGCGAGCAGGACGACCUGCAGACGACGCUGGAGAGGAGGUUUGCCGUGUGCUCCGCGAGGGACGACGAGGAGCUGGUGCACAUGUUUCUCGUGAUUCUCCGGGCUCUGCAGCUCCUGACCCGGCUGGUGCUGUCGCUGCAGCCGAUUCCUCUGAGGUCGUCAGCCACAAAGGGGAAGAAACCUGCCAAGGAGAGACCCACCGAGGAUCCCGGAGGCCCCGCGGAAACUUCCGGCGGGGUUCGGGGAAGCCGCAGCAGCGCGAAGCCCAGCGGGGGGGCCAAGCGGGAGGAAGCCGUUUCUCGGGCCACCGGCGACCGCGGUGCCAAGGGCAGGAGGAGCAAGGCGGGCAGGAGGAGCAGGGCGCCCUCGUGCAGCGAGGAGGAAGAGGGUGCCCGGGGCCGGCAGGAGGAGGUGACCCGGCGACGCCUGCGUGGCCGUGAGCGGCAGGCGGCCUCCAGGGUCUCGUACAAAGAGGACAGCGGGAGUGGCGACGCCCGCAGUGGCUCCGACUUCGAGCCCUCCAGUGGGGGCGCCGGGGACCCCUCCGACGACGACUCUGAACCCGGCCUUGCGAGGCAGAGGACAAAGGCCGGGGCCAAGAGCGCCUGCGGGCCCCGCCGCGGGGGUCCCCGUGAGCGCCCGGGCUCCCCGGCAGCCCCCGCCGGCCCCGCGGGCGUGGACCACUGGCUGGAGGUGUUCUGCGAGCGGGAGGCCCGGUGGGUGUGCGUGGACUGCGUGCACGGCACCGUGGGCCAGCCGGCCACCUGCUUCCGCUACGCCACCAAGCCCGUGGCCUACGUGGUGGGCUUCGACGGCGACUGCUGGGUCCGCGACGUCACCCCGCGGUACGACCCCGCCUGGAUGACGGCCACCCGCAGGCUGCGCGUGGACGCCGGGUGGUGGGCGGAGACGCUGCGGCCCUACCGGGGCCCGUCCACGGAGAGGGAGGAGCAGGAGGACUCGGAGUUCCAGGCGAAGCAGCUGCAGCAGCCCCUGCCCACCGCGGUCGGCUCCUACAAGAACCACCCGCUGUACGCGCUGAAGCGGCACCUGCUGAAGUACGAGGCCGUCUACCCCGACACGGCCGCCGUCCUCGGCUACUGCCGCGGGGAAGCCGUCUACUCCAGGGACUGCGUGCACACCCUGCACUCCAGGGACACGUGGCUGAAGAAGGGCAGAGUGGUGAGGCUGGGAGAAGUGCCCUACAAGAUGGUGAAGGGCUACUCCAACCGGGCCCGGCGAGCCCGCCUGGCCGAGCCGCAGCUGCGCGACCACAGCGACCUGGGGCUGUUCGGCCACUGGCAGACGGAGCAGUACCAGCCGCCCGUGGCCGUGGACGGCAAGGUGCCGCGGAACGAGUUCGGGAACGUGUACCUGUUCCUGCCCAGCAUGAUGCCCGUGGGCUGCGUCCAGCUGCACCUGCCGCAGCUGCAGCGCGUGGCCCGCAGGCUGGGCGUGGACUGCGCCCAGGCCGUCACGGGCUUCGACUUCCACGGAGGUUACUCCCACCCCGUGACCGACGGCUACAUCGUCUGCGAGGAGUUCAGGGACGUGCUCCUGAGCGCCUGGGAGGAGGAGCAGGCGCUGGCGGAGAAGAAGGAGAAGGAGAAGAGGGAGAAGCGGGCUCUCGGGCACUGGAAGGUUCUGGUCAAAGGCCUGCUCAUCAGGGAGAGGCUGAGGCUCCGCUACGGGCCCAAGAGCGAGGCGGCAGCGCCCCACGCGGCCGGGGGGGCUGGCCUCUCCUCUGACGAAGAGGAGGGCACCAGCUCCCAGGCAGAAGCGGCCAGGAUCCUGGCGGCCUCCUGGCCUCAGAACCGAGACGCCGAGGAAAAGCCGAAGCCGGAGUGUUCCAGGAGGAGCAGGAGGGGGAAGAAAGCAGAGGCUUCCCACCUGUUCCCCUUCGAGAAGCUGUGACCCGAGUGCCACCAGCCCCACACCUACCGGGCGGUGGCCGGACCCCAGCGACGUUGCAGGCGAGGCGGGGGGAGGAGGCCGGGGGAGGAGGCCGAGUGGAGGAGUCUGAGCGGAGGGGCUGCGGCGGGUCUGGGCUGGCCCCGGCCCCCGUCAGAUUCGGCCAGGGGGGACUUCCAGUGCCCUUUGCCACCAAAGCCCACCUGCUCUGUGAGCGACAGAGCCCUUGCCCGGAACCAGCCUCCCUCCCCGUCCUGUUCUUCCCGUCUCUGGAACGGGGGUCGGUUUUCGUAUAGAAGCCGCUGGGAAGUCUCUGGAUGACGGUGUAGUUAGGGAUGCAUUUAGGAAUUCCGGUGCAUCUAGGAAUUUAAGAGUGCGUUUAGGUGCAUUUGGCAGUUGUGGUGCAUUCCGGUGCAUUUAGGGAUUCUGAUGCAUAUAAUUAUUCUGGUGCAUUCCGGUGCAUUUAGGGAUUCCAGUUUGUCUUCCUCUGUCCCGCAAGUGUUCUCGCGCCCUGUCGCAGGCUUGGGCCCCUUUCUCCGCAGGCCGUUUAUUUUCGCUCUGAAUCAGGUUCGCUAACUGCCUCUCGCUGCGUCUUGGUAGCCGGGGAGCGAGCGUGCAGGUAGGCGGGUCGCAGAGUCUAGUCUUCCAAGGGACGUUCUGUGGAGGCAGAAGAGUAGAACGGAGCUGAAGUCAGGAAAGAAAAGGAACGCUAAUUGCGACUUAAGGAGAUGUUAGUAUUGCUAAAAGUAGAUCAGUGUCCAACUAGAUUUUAUUCAUAACUGGAUAAAUUUACAAAGCUCUGUGCAUUAUAGAUGUUCCAGAGAAAGAACUUUUAUAACAUUUUUGCGAAAAAAUAAAGCAUUUAUCUGAAAAGA